Scomber japonicus (chub mackerel) is the source of this 1785-nucleotide messenger RNA. RefSeq names its product serpin peptidase inhibitor, clade C (antithrombin), member 1 (gene serpinc1). Lineage: Eukaryota; Metazoa; Chordata; Actinopteri; Scombriformes; Scombridae. The coding region runs from base 118 to 1476 and encodes 452 amino acids. The transcript is spliced from 8 exons. The record is from RefSeq and is a predicted model, not a curated record. Gene Ontology annotation, molecular function: serine-type endopeptidase inhibitor activity.
GCUCUGAGCUCAUCAACAGAUCAAUGACUCAAAGGUCGCUGUGAUGUUUCAGCGCUCUGCAGGACACUGACCUGAGCUGCUGCAACUCACUCAUCUCCUCUCCUCUACCUGCUCAGGAUGAAGCCUUGUGAUUGGCUGUUGGCUCUGGCGUUCCUGCCGCUCGUGUCUUUCGCCGCCCAGCCGGACAUCUGCAGCGCCAAACCCAAAGACCUUCCUCUGGAGCCGCGCUGCGUCUACCGCGGCCCCGAGACCCCCGAGGGCCCCGAGGGCCCGACGCAGGAGCCCGAGCAGAUCCCAGAGUCCACCAACCCUCGAGUGUGGGAGCUGUCGAAGGCCAACGGUCGCUUCGCCCUGUCGCUGUACCGCCAGCUGGCCCUCAGUAAGACCCCCGAGGCCAACAUCUUCAUGUCCCCCAUCAGCGUCUCCACCGCUUUCGCCAUGACCAAGCUGGGAGCCUGCGAGCAAACGCUGCAGCAGAUCAUGGAGGUGUUUGAGUUUGACACCAUCAAGGGGAAGACGUCCGAUCAGGUCCACUUCUUCUUCGCCAAACUGAACUGCCGUCUGUACAGGAAGAAGGACGAGACCACCGAGCUGAUCUCUGCCAAUCGGCUGUUUGGAGAAAAAUCUCUGAUGUUCAACGAGACGUACCAGAACAUCAGCGAGACUGUGUACGGCGCCAAGCUGCUGCCGCUCAACUUCAAGGAGAACCCAGAGCAGGCCCGUGUCACCAUCAACGACUGGAUCUCCAACAAGACAGAGAACCGGAUCCAGGACACGCUCCCGCCGGGGGUUUUGGACUCCACUGCGGUCCUGGUCCUGGUCAACACCAUCUACUUCAAGGGUCAGUGGAAGAACAAGUUCGACAAAGACAACAACUUCGCCGAUGACUUCCACGUCAGCGAGAGCCGCCGCUGCUCCGUCAACAUGAUGUACCAGGAGACCAAGUUCAGGUACAGGUACUUCCCCGACGACCAGGUGCAGCUGCUGGAGAUGCCCUACCGCGGAGACGACAUCACCAUGGUGAUCGUCCUGCCGAGCAGAAGCAGCACGCUAGCACAGGUGGAGGAGGGUCUGGACCUCAGGAAGUUAACCCUCUGGUUGGAUCAGAUGAAGGAAACGAUGGUUUCUGUUCACGUUCCUCGAUUCAGAGUCGAAGACAGUUUCAGUCUGAAGGAGAAGCUUCAGAAGAUGGGCCUGACUGACCUGUUCAACCCUGAGGCUGCUAGUCUGCCAGGCAUUUUGCAGGACGGCUCUGAUGGUCUUUUCAUCUCUGAUGCGUUCCAUAAAGCUUUCCUAGAGGUGAACGAGGAAGGAAGUGAGGCUGCAGCUGCCACCGUUGCCGUGGCGAUCGGUCGCUCCUUCCCGACCAAUCGGGAGGUUUUCCGGGCCAACCGUCCGUUCCUGCUGCUAAUCAGAGAAGUCUCCAUCAACACGCUGCUGUUCAUUGGCCGCGUGGCCGACCCCUGCGACCAAUAGAAACACUGAGGUCAGAGGUCAGAGGUCACGUGGGGUCAUUUUAGAAACAUUAAAGUUUAAUAUUAAUAUUUUCAGACUGAAACAUUUCUGCUGAUUUUAUUGUUUUGAUGAGUCAAAACAGGAAGUGAUGUAACGCCCUUGUGAUUGGUUAAUGAUCAGUGAUGUCAGUGCUUAACGGGAGACGUUUCCAUGGCUACAGAGUGGUAACCAUGGAAACAUCCCCUGUCCAUCGAGCUGAAAGUGUUUAACUCAGUUUGAUUGUUGUUGUGAUUUAAUGCUUUUUAAAUAAAGAUGAUUUAUUGAAACGUG